GAGUUGGCUGAAUUCAACAAUAACACACAGGCUCCCUGUGUCCUGCGCAGAAUAAAGAAAUAUUGCUUCAGUCUUCAUCUUAGUGGGUUCAAUUUGGUUUCAACACACAGUCUUGAAGGACCCAGUGUUGGGCUGUGACAUCCCUCUCCAGGGCUGUCAGGUGCAUUUAGAGAGAAAAUGAACACAAUCAUAGCAUUUAUUUUAUUCAGUACUCUUCUUCAAUCACUCCUUGCAGCAGUCCCUCCUCCCUGUGUCUUCCCAUUUAUUUACAAAGGAAAACCCUAUAAUUCUUGCACUGAAGUUGCAAGCCAGAACCGCCCAUGGUGUGCUACCACUGCAAACUUUGAUACAUCUCCACAAUGGAAGUAUUGUGCUACUAAAGAGUAUGGUGGUAAUUCUGAUGGAAAACAAUGUGUGUUCCCCUUUACGUACAAGAAACGUACGUAUUACACUUGCACGAAUGAAGAUGCAGAAAUAGGAAGAUUCUGGUGUGCAACAACUGGAAGUUAUGAUAAUGAUGAACAAUGGAGCUACUGUGCUGAUACCAGACUAGCUGCAAAUUCACAGGGGCCAUGUGUGUUUCCCUUUAUCUACAAGGGACAAUUCUACUCAGCUUGCACAAAAGCUGGGUCUUCUGAGGGAAGGCUCUGGUGCUCUUUAAGCAGAAACUAUGAUGCACACCCGAAAUGGACUUACUGUACACCCUCAGAACUCCUUCCUUGCACGUUUCCCUUCACAUUCAGCAACAAAAUUUACCAUUAUUGCACAAAAGAUGGUGCUUAUGAUGGCCAAUUAUGGUGUGCCACAACCGCAAACUAUGAAAGGGACAGAAAAUGGAGGGCAUGUGCCACUGAAGAAUAUGAAGGUAACUCUAAAGGCAAGCGCUGUUUCUUUCCAUUCAUCUACAAUGGGAACACAUUCAAUUCUUGCACCAAUCAAAAUUCAGACAAUGGAAGAUUUUGGUGUUCUGUCACAAGGAACUAUGACGCAGACCGUCAAUGGAGCUAUUGUGAUGAUACAAGACUAUAGACCAGGAAGGCCUGUCAGACAAUAUGUGUAAUUCCUCAGAUCACAAAAAUCAAGACAAUAUUGGAUGUUUGUGGUUCCAGGGAUGAUAAUUUUUGAAUGGGUUAUGGUUAUGUGCUGUCUUUCACUUUACCUAUGCAAACUUAUUACUGCAGAAAAGACAUAUCUAGGUUUGCUAGAAGCUAUCACACUUUGCAUUGUUUUACUGAGACCCUUCUGUAUUCAUAAUUAUGCAUGAAAGAAUCACCCAAGAAAUUAUUUUAUUGCCAGAUAUGGCCAGUUCCUAGACUCCAUUUGCUUGCUGUGCCACUUUUUAGUAUAUUCCAAGGCACCUUUAUUUUUACCAUCAGAAUUUGUAAGUAAUCAAUUAAUUUCCCACCAUUUUAAGUCUACUUUAAAAUUUUUAUCUUUAGAAUAUUGUAGGCUUAAAAGAUACUUUUUAAUUGAGUUUCCUUGUAAUGUUUAAUGUUUAAAAAGCUAGUAAAAUAUAUUUCUUAUGUUGCUUUUUUCAUUAUGGCAUUCAAUAUUGUAAGGUAUAGCAGAAAAAAGCAUACUGGCCCUUGAAAUAUUUUAUAGAUCAUGUUUAAAUUGCUGAUCAAUCAGUCUGAAUGCCCAUUUUCCAACGGCACUUGCCCACUCUUAUAGAAAUAUGUGUGAUUAUGAUAUCUUGUUUUUGCUUUGAAUUGCUAGAUGGCUCCUGAUCAUUUCUAAAUGUCUGUUUCUUUGUAAUAAAUAUUUUUAGCA
Molecule: messenger RNA, 1770 nt
Organism: Protobothrops mucrosquamatus (brown spotted pit viper)
Lineage: Eukaryota; Metazoa; Chordata; Lepidosauria; Squamata; Viperidae
Product: epididymal sperm-binding protein 1
Exons: 8
Coding region: 178-1029 (283 amino acids)
Cellular component (GO): cell surface
Molecular function (GO): heparin binding
Source: RefSeq, a predicted model, not a curated record